AGAGUGUCUGAGAACGAGAGAGAAAGGGGCAGACAGAGAGGAGAAGGAGAGGGGAGACGGAGGAAGAGAGCCUUAGGUGCAACGAGUCUGCCUGCUAUUUAUUUGAUACCUCGGAUGCUCUCGGGAAGAAACACGAAGGUUGAAGGUUGAACAGGCGGAGUUAUCGGCGGAGAUUCUCACGUAUAGUGUCGACCAAUCGGAGAGAAGGGAUUGGAGCUGCUGGGAGAGUGGGUCGUCAGAGAAUGAUCGUUGCUCCCGCUGCUCCUGCUGCCCUGACUUCGGCGGGCAAGGCACCGAUCAACAAGCGCAAGACCCCCUACGGAACAAUCGUGCGUGCGUGAGCUCCCCUGACAAUCGCCGGUGGCCGUUGUACUCCUCGCGGUACAGAGUAAUUGACUGACCUGGAUCGUGCAGCGGUAUCCUUGUGGAAGCACGGCAACCGGGAGCUGGUCCACAACGUUCGCAGCGUGCACGCUUCAGACAAGAACGAAGCCAGCUGCAGGUGGAGCGGUCCCCCGCCGCCGGCACCCUUGACGAACCCUUGGGUCUCGACGGCUCUGCGGAUGCCGGCAUGGAACAACAGCAAGAGGAAGAAGCGCAAGACCCAACUGCCAAGCCCGUGGAGGGGGGCAAGCAACAAUACCCACCGCCGCUUCCAGCGUCAUGGUCGCCGCGUCUCGACGUAGCAUCGGCGUUCUUGUCCGAUCAAACCCUGGAGGAGGACGCCGCGAAGCUGGCUGACCUCCGUCUCCAGAUCCAAGCGUCAAAGCUAGCGUUCGUCGUCGAGAAGAUGAGGGAAGCGCUGGUCGAGCUCGGGUUCACGCUGAGGCGGGAGGAGGCAGCCGUGGGAUCCACGGCCAACACCAUCCAGGAGUUCCUCGACAGGACCUGGGCCGGCCGCCACGUCAGUCGCCAGGGCUUCAGCCCCCUCGACUGCGGCGGCAUUGAGUGCCCCGUUCCGUUCGGAUACAACAGAGACGGCGUCGACUCGCUAAAGAUCAGCGCUCUUCGAAAGGAAUGCAUCGCCAAGUUUGGCUCCGACAGGGAUGGCAGCGGCAGAGGCCGCAGCAGCCGGGUAGCUGGAGGAGGCGCUGUGGUCAAGGCUAAGGGUGGUAGUGGUGGUGGUGGACGUGGCGGUUGCGGGGGCGAUGCCGAAGACUUCUUUCGGUCCUCUUGCGGGUUCGAAGUGUGGCGAGACAUGACGUUCGUGUUCUGCGAGGAGCUGGGGUGGGUGUUCCUGCACCAGGCCACGAAGCAGGCCGCCUCCGUCGUCAAAGACAUGUUCAGCACGGUCCACUGCCAGGAAAUAGGCGUCCUCAUGACGGACCAGGGCAAUAAGGCUACCAUCGAGGGCCUAGCCUCCGCCUUUGCCUCUUGCGAUGACGUGUCUGUCCGAAUCGACGGUGCCAUCGUCAAGGUUGCCGGGGCGGAGCAGCAAGUGCUGCAAGUGUCCAGGGCCAUCGAGGCAAUCGACAACAGCGCGCAACGGCUCUACUCCCCGGCGUACUGGUAUUUCCAGGGUCCAGCCGUGUACACCGGGAUACCGGCCUGGUUCCCCAUGGAACGCGCCGCCAGCAACAGCCUGGAGCACGCCUUCCUUCACCGGACGGAGUCGAACGGGGAAAGCUCAGCGUCGUACUCGACGGGAGGUUUUUCCUACUUCGCCAACUUUGUCCUCAUGACGCAGGCGAGUGACCAUUGUAACGCUGCGACGGGAAUGGUGCGGGCCAUCAAGCGCGUCGUCACGGACCGGAGGGUGUCCCCGCUACCUCGGUGCCCCUCAGCCAACGUGCCUCUCACUCCUUUCCGCGCGGGCACCACCGUCAGCCUCGUGGACGUGUCCGAGGCGGACGAGAGGAUGGUCCGAGACGCCGUGGAAUUUUCCUACCAAGACUCAGCGGUGAUCAGGGUCCAACACAUCUGGAACUCCUUCUUGUGGGAGCACUACUCACAAAACGCCAAGUCUAUCGGGAACGAGCACAUGCUUUUCCACGGGGCUCGUUCCCACGCGAUCAACAGCAUCAUGCGAACGGGUUUCGAGAAAAGACUGGCGGGAUCGAUCAACGGGGCGAAAUUUGGGCAGGGAUGUUACUUUGCCCGGGACGCACUCCUUGCCGCUAAGUACAUGGCCAAGCCGCCAUGUGGCGGCCAGAUAAUCAUGGCCAAGGUGCUCGUCGGCGAGUUCGUCCGCGGAGACGCGAGCAUGCUCAUCCCGCCCAAGAUGGGGACGGGGGAGAGGCACUACGACACGACUACCAAUGAUGACUAUGCACCGUCUCUUAUUGUCACGUACAAGGACUGGCAGGCCUACCCGAUGUACCUCAUCACCUUCGCCCCAAGGGAGACGUAGGACCUGGUAUCGGCCGUUGCUGGGGGCCCCGGUGUUUCUUCUGGACGCAUGGAAAGACAUCACCUACUGAGUCCAGACAGGUGUGCCGCUGACGGUACCGGACGCCUAUGCGACAGGGGGCCCGUCGACUGGGACAAAGCUGUUGUCACCUUCUCCCGGUCCAUAAUAAACUGGUUCGCCAUGACCUUUGGGGCGAGGGAGGCGCUUUUUCAAGGCAGCCAUAUGCAGCGUGCCUGUUCGGGUUAUCACUACUGUCGUUCACUUUCUGACGCGAAUGGUGUCCCUCAGUCCAGCCGACGGGCAUGCGGGAACAAGAGAGAGUUGUCCCCCGAAAGUCAACGAUCGACGGUUUCUUCCGUCUGCCGGUCGCUCGGUGCCUCAUUUGGGACGACCACAAAAUGGAUGAGGGCUGGUUGGUGGAUAGCUAGCACACCAUUGUUGAAAGCAACCAACAGAACGUUGUCGUUUCGCACUGUCUGGUGUGUAAGAUACGGCAAGUUCGAGACACUCUUUAUUGUUGUUGUUGUUGUUGUUGUUGUUGUUGUUGUUGGUGUCUUUGUUUGUUUGUGCACACCAGCACGUUUGUAGGGUUUGCGUGCGCCCCCUUCAGUGUUUUUUUUCUUGUCUCGACGAGCAAGGGUGGCGCGAUCCGGGCGUGUCAUGCCACCAGAUGCCGCUCUUGUCGACCACGCUAUCGUGUGAGCCCCCUCCCGGGAGCUGGUGUACUUUGAAAUCAAACAAGUUUUAGAGCGGGACUAGAUGGGGCUUGACGUAUUGUUGUGGAGUGGUGCGUUUGAGUGGCGUUUUGCAGUAUUCGAGGGUGAGUCCCUCCCUCCCCCCCCCUCGUUGCCCUCCCCUCCCCUUGGUUUUCUUCCUCUCUUUGUAAGCCAUGUGUUUGUAUGCACGACGAGGUUGGCGGCGGAACAAAGUGGAAUAUGUAUACGUUGGUGCGAGCGGGAAGGUGGUUUGGCUCAACAGUAGGGGGCACGACGCGGAAGGUUUUCAUCAACUUCAUUGUGUCGCCCGCCGCAAUAACUUGGCGGAUAUGGCAUGGCUAAUCCCCACCCCAACACACAGAAGUACAUUUGUAUCUUACGAGUGAAGAAACAUUUUUUUUAUGAUUUCUGCGGUGCGUUGGUUGAUGGGUUUGAAUCGUGAUGUCUCAAGCGCUUGAAAAUAAUCGAAAUUUGAAAAAAAACUUGAGUAUGGAGGAGAGUCAUGAUAAAAUAUAUUGAGGUUUGGCAUCCGGGGGAUGAAAAUUUUGUAUUUCGCUGCUAGCCGACAGCCGUUCAUUGUAGUCAAUGACUAUGCAUAUAUCUGCGUGGGGUGUAUUUGUAGAGUAGCGCGGAUCGGAGGGUGCGACGCAGACCAAGGUUGUGGAGGGUGAUACUCAUUAUCGUGGGCUGCGCGAUCAGGUUCAUGUGCUUAUGUUAGGUGCAUGCUCGUACGAUAUGCGUCCGUGUUUUUUUGACGGGAAUAAACCGCGCUGAUCAGCUCACCAUCGAAAAAAACGCCGGUGUUAUGCGUGGCUGCGUGAUCGGCUGAAAUCGUGGUGUUAAUUCUGGGAGGAGGGUGUAGCGGGCAAAUGUGCAUCGCGACGGGCCGUGUGUGCUUGGAUUUACAUUGGAGGGGGAGGUGCGACUGUGUGGCGGUGGGUGCAUAUGCUUGAAAGCUUUUACCACGGGCUCCACACUGCCCGCCACAGCCAGAAUAAAGUUGGCAAGUGGUGCUGCCGUGCUGCGGUGAAGAGAACCAGGUGGCGUUGGUUGCUCACGGCGAAAUUCUGCGAGCAGAGGGCGGUAGUUCGGCGGUACGAUUGAGAGUGACGAAAUGGGGUGGGUGCGGUGGGUUCCUGUCUGCACACUCGUGGGUGGCAAGCACGGAUAUUGUUUUUCUUCUCCACAAUCCACAACACCGAGACUCCUAUUUGCCUCUGCUGUCACAUUGUUCCAUCGGUAACGGGUGGUGGGUGGUGACCUUAUGCUGUCCCGUUAACGAGGAAUUAUAACUUGCGUGGUCUGAAACUGCGAUGGGGGUCGACAGAGAGGGGCGACGUGAAUCACGGUUCGUGUAUGUACUGCACGGCAUUUUGGUUUCGAUGUACUGUAGGGCGUGUGGGGCGGCAUGCGUUGUUGUGAGCGAGGCACAUUAUUUUCUUUGUUGCAUACGUGGACUGCUUCCUUUCACUUGGCGGGAAACUCGGAAGACUUUAGACGAAUGAAUGUGGCGGGCAAGUUGUGAGCCUGACGCAAUAUUUGCCAUCUGUCUUGUCAUAAUCCUAUGUCUACGCUGCUGGUCGUGCUCCUCGACGGCGCCAUGUGUGAUACACUCGCCGCCAGGUAUAGUCUAUGCCGCGUGUGUUCCUCUUCCAGGAUGCCCAGAUGUGCUUGUUGGCGUCCGCACAGCAGGAAGGCUUCAAGUUUUGUUUCUUCGUGGGUGUGUGCAUGUGUGUGUUUGUGUUUUCGUCCUAUUUACUAUGGCGACAGUCCCCCCAUUUUUCGUGGUGAGGCGUGUACUACCGUCAUCAGCGUAUGUAGAGUUCUACACUUUUCAGUAUUUUUUCGUACAACUAUAACCAUCGAGGGUCACACAGGAGGGGGUAAACACCAGGGCUGUCUUUCUUCUUUUUGUUUCUUUUCAUGCCCCGCCUUCCUCCUGCGGUGCGUGCUGAAAUUUAUUUUUAUCGCGAGGAGGGUCCAGCCGUCCCUUUCCCUCGUCAACGGUGCUAACGUCGAAGUCUGGUACUCACGAGAGCUUGUUAGCUAUGUUUCGUUUUCACCUGCAAAUUUCGUAUUUUUUUCACUCCAUGGGGAUUCGAACUCACGGCCUCUGUGACUAGCGGAUUACGAGGGUACCACUAGCCCACCGGGGCGACCGGCAUGUAUGUGCAUCAAUGGGAAGCAAAGUGUUUGAACGGGGGCCGCACAUACAACCAUCGUCGCGCCCUUCGCACCCCCCCUGCCCCUCUCUGCACGCGUAUAGCUGCACCACAAACGCUUCACGCUGCUGCGUGUGUCGGGAUUCGUGCACCAUCAGCAUCGCAGAUAAGACUACUGCCAGGUAUUGAGUCGCUACCCCGCCCCGCGGCUCAUUACCCCGUCCUACCUACAGCAUAAGUACAAAAUCAACGUACGUAGCGCCGGGCGCUUCAUGCUCAAUUUCUGAGGGCAUUUUCCCCAAGUUUGUCCAAAAUCUGGUGCCUCGGUAUCUUAUGUACGAACAUGUGCAUAUUCGUUUCUUGUGGACGGGCGGGCACACUGCUGUACAGUAGCGGCUACGGUUUAAGAGAGGGUCGGUACAAGCCAAUUUCACUCUCUUAAAUCUGGCUUCCUGUUAUAUCGUGUUGGCUACGGUAUAAGAGAGAAUUCUCUUAAACAGUAUCUCACUAUAAAAGAGAAUAUUCACUUAUAUCGUAGACAAAAAUAAAGGUCGUGAAACAGGGACUCUCGCGCACUGACUACACUCGAAUGCCAUAAUAGGUCAUGAAGAGAGCGUAUCAU
Molecule: messenger RNA, 5850 nt
Organism: Ectocarpus sp. CCAP 1310/34
Lineage: Eukaryota; Phaeophyceae; Ectocarpales; Ectocarpaceae
Source: the annotation of a GenBank genome assembly